AUGUCAGAUGUUAAAGAUAUUCUAGGUGUAUCUCAGUCGGGAGUCACUACUUCAUCGACGGUAGAUUCUAUCCUAAAGAAAAAAGAUAAGCAGAAAACACCGAAAUUAGAGGGAUCUUCAUCGUCGAGAGGUGGAUCGACUAUCGACAAACUCCAACAGGCAUUCCUCAAUCUAGAAGGUGAAACACUUACAUUUGCUUCACCAAUCACAAAUGUCGGUCUCAAAGAGAAGAGAAAAGUAAAGGUAUCAUGGGAGAAACGUGGAUUCAGAAAUAAUUCUCGACCAGACAACAUGAUAUUAUAUCACUAUUCUAAAUCAACUGAUAAGAAAGAUGAUUAUAAAUAUUGUAGAUUUAAUAAGAAGAUGGAUGUACUCAUAUAUAAUGAAGAGGAAUACGAAUUGUAUUUGAGAGAUCCUGAUUGGACGAAAGAAGAUACCGAUCAACUGUUGGAUUUGGCAAAGAAGUUCGAUACUAGAUUCGUUGUUGUACACGAUAGAUAUCAAGGAAGUGUUGCACGUACCAUCGAGGAUCUAAAGGAUCGUUACUACAAGAUACAAUCGAAACUGAUUGAACUUCGAACAAAACCAGAGGAAGAUCCAUAUCAUAACCCAUUAACAAACUAUAAUUUUAACAAAGUUUAUGAAACAGAAAGAAAGUUACAAUCAGAUAGAAUAUUCCAUUUAACAAAAGAACAAGUAGAGGAAGAAGAGUCACUCGCUGAGAAAUAUCAAAGUAUAGAGAAACAUCUUUUGAAGCAUAGCAAGGACAGUAAAUCAAUAUUAAAGCUAGCAAAUAUUGCAGUUUCAAAUGGCCCACUUAAACAUUAUAGUCAACAAGAUAUACAACCUGAGAGUAAAAAGAAUAAGAGAAAGUUUGAGAAUAUGGAUGAAAAAGGACAGUCACCGCAAAACAAUAGACAAAUACAGAGAGUGGAUGCAACUCUCUUUGAACUUCACAUCGGUAAACCAUUCAAUAAUGUUUUGGCGAGAAGAUUGUACAAUGAUUUGAAACAGGAUAUCAUCACACUGCUCGAUGUCCAAAAGUAUUAUAUGGAGAAGCGAUAUCACUGUGAGAUUCUAAAGGCUCAGAAAGAGUAUCUACAGAAGGAGAUCGAUGACAUGCAAAUGACACCAGAGAUACUAGCUAUACCCGUAGAGGAAGAGAAUGAAUCAGUUCCACCAACUAGUAAUACAACAACAACAACAACAACAACUACAACAACCACCACUACAACAUCAUCAGCUGCUGGCAACAUUGAUAUUAAUAGUAUUAAUAAUAAUAACUAUAAUAUUAGUCAAAGUGGUGAUUCUUUUUCAACGGCAUCUCUAUCUACACCUUUGAAUAUACAACAAACACAACCUCUAUUCCAAAUGUAUGCUUCUACUGGUGGCGUAGAUCUUAAUCAAUCGACAGACAGUCUGCACUCUUCUUCGAUGUCGGUUGUCUCUACACCGGUGAAACUGGAGGAGUCAUCCUCAUCGACGACACCGAAUAGCAAACAGAAGGCCAGUAAAAAGAAAUCGCAGAAAGUCGAUGGAGAUACCUCUGUGGACAAUCUCUCGGCAAGUAGCGGUUCAGUACAGACCGACUCCUCCACCAAGAAGAAGAAAGCUGCGACACCAAGCACCGAGAAAAAGAUGACAAAGAAGAAAGCGGCGGCCGCAGCAGCAGCGGCAGCAGCAGCCUCAUCAAACACAACAGAAGGCUUCAUACCGAUGGAUUUGAACAACAGUAUCGAUCAGAUAACAGUCAACUUGGAUUCCAACAUCGAACCACCACUCAAAAAGACGAAAGCAUCACCGACCUCCAAGAAAGAAAAGAAAAAAGCUGCCACACCAAAAACACCUUCAUCCGAAAAGAAAAAGAAAUUAAGUGAAGAUAAAUAA
Messenger RNA from Heterostelium album PN500, 1887 nucleotides. RefSeq names its product SANT/Myb-like DNA-binding domain-containing protein. The transcript has 5 exons. Gene Ontology annotation, molecular function: transcription corepressor activity. Bases 1 to 1887 code for a protein of 628 amino acids. NCBI's taxonomy places the organism in Eukaryota, Evosea, Eumycetozoa, Acytosteliales, Acytosteliaceae. The record is from RefSeq and is a predicted model, not a curated record. Gene Ontology annotation, cellular component: Swr1 complex; NuA4 histone acetyltransferase complex. Gene Ontology annotation, biological process: negative regulation of transcription by RNA polymerase II; chromatin remodeling; DNA repair.